This is a messenger RNA of Oryzias melastigma (Indian medaka), 813 nucleotides long. It is a transcript of the gene ndufb9, whose product is annotated as NADH:ubiquinone oxidoreductase subunit B9. Bases 70 to 597 code for a protein of 175 amino acids. Gene Ontology annotation, biological process: mitochondrial electron transport, NADH to ubiquinone. The record is from RefSeq and is a predicted model, not a curated record. Lineage: Eukaryota; Metazoa; Chordata; Actinopteri; Beloniformes; Adrianichthyidae. The transcript is spliced from 4 exons.
GUCCUGACCGCCACAAUAUCCCACAAUGCACCACGUCGAUUAGUGAGAAGGUGACAGGGGACGGCGAAAAUGGCCUCGGCCUUUCUUAGCCACCAACAGAAAGUAUUGCGGCUUUACAAGAAGUCGCUGAGACACCUGGAGUCGUGGUGUGUAUUUAGAGACAAAUACCGAUUUUACGCCUGCUUGCUGCGGGCGCGCUUUGACGAGAACAAGGAUGAAAAGGACAUGGUGAAGGCCACUUUGAUGCUAAAGGCUGGAGAGGAGGAGUUUUGGGCCAACCAACAUCCUCAGCCCUACAUCUUCCCUGACUCUCCUGGAGGAACCUCUUAUGAGCGAUACGAGUGCUACAAGGUUCCCGACUGGGUGCUAGAUUACUGGCAUCCCUCGGAGAAGGCCAUGUACCCUGACUAUUUCUCCAAGAGGGAGCAGUGGAAGAAACUGAGGAUGGAGAGCUGGGACAGAGAGGUUGCUCAGCUGGAGGCUGAGACUCCCGCUGGAGGUCCCAGGACGGAGGCCCUCCCUCCUGCCCGCAAAGAGGGCGACCUCCCUCCCCUGUGGUGGCAGUACGUCACCCGCCCCAGGGAGCGCCCCACCUAAACACCUCGACUCUCUCGGGGUCUAGAUCCUGCAGUCUGAUUGAAAAACCGUUCUGCGCAGCCGCACCGUGACUGAAAAACUUUUAUCUCUGUGCGUCUGGAGCCUUUUCCCACCUGGUUUAGUCGUAAAAGUAAACCAACAGCUGGAACUAAGUGAAUCUUCAGGAUACAAAAUGACUCAAUCAGUACUGUUUCAAUAAACUGUGUGAUUACUGUA